AUGCUCACAGCAGUAACAAAUGCAACGGGAAAUUUGGCUGGUGCAAAACUGAGGUGCUUGUACACGAAUGCCCAAAGCCACAUAUUGAAACUAGACGAACUAAAACUUUGCCUUGCCGAACUGUCUCCAGAUGUUUUAGCAGUAACUGAGACCUGGCUGUCCGGGAAUAUUAGCGAUAACGAAGUAGCCUUGCCUGGAUACCAAAUUUAUCGGAGGGACAGGGAACAUCGUCAGGGUGGUGGUAUCCUUGUGUAUGUGAAUGAAGGUCUGGCAGUGUCGGAUAACACCAGAAAGUUUGCGUGCAGUACGGAAGCUAUCUGGUUGACCAUCAAGGCUGCCGGUUCCCCGUGUCUCGAUGUCCUCACUGUCUACCGACCACCUAGGACAGACCAGAUCGCCGACACUCAUCUAUUUGAGCAGUUGGAGAAAUUUUCCAGUCGACCUAACAUCAUGAUCAUGGACGACUUCAACGCACCAGGAACAAAUCGGAAUACCCUCCAAGCGUCGGGUCCAAAAUCGGCAUUCGAUUACCACGUAGUGCUUAUGUGGGAUUAUUCGUUAUUCUCCAUUUCACUUACUCCAGACAACAAAAGGCGUAAUUUUUGGCGGGGCGACUUCAAUCAGAUGAGGGCAGACUUAUCCGGUCUUGACUGGGGCUCAUUGUUUACGGGAAGUGCCAACGAUGACUGGGAGCUGUUCAAGAAUGUCCUUCUGCAGCUCAUCAACAACCACUGCCCACUGACUAGUGUAAGACUGAACAAACGCCCUGGGUGGCUAAAAAGCAACCUCAAGAAAGCAAUCAACAGGAAGCACAAAUUGUGGAGAAAAUACUGCGUCACUAGACAAGCUGAAUGCUUCAAUACCUACAAGACAUAGAGGAACAGACUGAGGAAGCUGAUAAUGAAGACGCGGUGGGAAUUCGAGAAGAACUUGCUACAAAAAGCAACACAGAACCCAAAAUUGCUCUACAGUUACCUCCGACGAAGUACAAGGAACAGGCAUCAAAUCCCCUUGAUGAAGACUACUGAUGGCGUUGAGAUCGCUGAUAGUAGGGAUAAAGCUGCGUAUUUUUCACGGUUUUUCCAAUCAGUCUACACAAACAAGGCAAGGUUCAUUCCUCCCUCCACAGAAGAACUGCCGACUCCAAGCGUCGGUGAUAUACUCUUCUCAGAAGGCAUUGUCCGAAGUGAAUUAGAGGCAUUGAACGAAUCGAAGUCGCCAGGACCAGACGAGAUUCCAUCCAAGCUUCUGAAGGAACUUGCCAGUGAGCUUUCUGUGCCUUUAUCGAUGCUCUUUCAAACGUCAUUUGAUACUGGAACACUUCCUAUCGAUUGGAAGCUGGCGCAUAUUACUCCGCUACACAAAGGAGGUAACAGGGCAGCGACGACAAAUUACCGGCCCAUAAGCUUGACAUGCAUUCUCUGCAAAGUUAUGGAAAUGAUCAAAAAGAGUGAACUGAUGCAAUUUCUGGAAGUUAACGGCCUCCUAUCGAACUGCCAACAUGGGUUCUGAAAAGGAAGAUCCUGCACGACAAACUUGCUGCAAUCUCUCCAGAGCUGGACCCGAGCUCUCGACGACAGGCACGCGGUCCACAGAGCCUUCAUCGACUCUCAGAAGGCGUUCGACACUGUGCCACACCAAACGCUCUUACAUAAGCUGAAAAAAUAGGGAUCGGCGGCAACUUCCUUAAAUGGAUCGAAAUCUUCCUUGUGGGUCGACACUAGGUCAUGUGCAUCGGUCGGGGAAAAUCAGAUCCCGCUAUGGUCGAUAUUGCUGUCCACCAGGGUUCAGUACUGGGACCCAUUUUGUUCCUUAUCUACGUGGACGAUGCCGCAAGAGAUUUACACUGUGAAGUAGCAAUGUUUGCGGAUGACAUGAAGAUAUGGAGUGUAAUUCGGGGUCCUGCCGACGAAGACAGACUGCAGAUGAACCUGAAUCGGUUGGAGGUGUGGUCAAACCGUUGGCUCCUGCGGUUCAACGUUGCCAAAUGUAACAUACUUCGCCUAGGUAACACAGCCAGAUCCGCCAGCACAAGAGGCUACUUUCUGGGCGAUGCAGCCCUACAAGAGGCCGAAGUCCAAAGGGACCUCGUUACCUAA
Messenger RNA from Spirometra erinaceieuropaei, 2099 nucleotides. NCBI's taxonomy places the organism in Eukaryota, Metazoa, Platyhelminthes, Cestoda, Diphyllobothriidea, Diphyllobothriidae. The record is from the annotation of a GenBank genome assembly.